Molecule: messenger RNA, 1924 nt
Organism: Eucalyptus grandis
Lineage: Eukaryota; Viridiplantae; Streptophyta; Magnoliopsida; Myrtales; Myrtaceae
Product: F-box/kelch-repeat protein At3g27150
Exons: 3
Coding region: 475-1674 (399 amino acids)
Cellular component (GO): cytosol
Molecular function (GO): protein binding
Source: RefSeq, a predicted model, not a curated record
CCCUUUGACUGGUUCUCCCUCCCUUCCGUCCCUGUAUUUACUGCCGUGCAUGCGUUUCCAUCUUGACCCGCGUCGUUUUUCGGUUUCGUCUUCCCAGUCAGGACAUCUUUUUAUAUUGGAGUCUUGAGUUUGGUGUGUUGUGUGUGAGAGGUUUAUGUCUUUCUGGGUUGAGAGGGGAGUGGGGUGGGCCUCUCUGCUCCACAUGGGUAACUUUCUCUUGCAAUGUUUGCACUUGAAGGGCAUGCUUCUUGGAACUCCGAUGAUUUGAGACCUGAGAAAUCUUUGACCAAUUACAAGAAGAAGGUUAAUUUCCAGUCGUCUUGGUUCAUCAUAUGGGCGAUCCUUGUGUUCUUUCUGUCUCUGUACCCUCUGUUAUAAAUCCUUGAGCAAGCUUCAUAGUGUGAAAAUCGGGCGGCCUUAUGUUUAAAAUUUCGCAGAAAGCUCAGAGCUUUUCGAGUUAAUCUCGGUUAGCUAAUGUCCAAAGGAAAGGGCUUGGAUGGUGAAGAAGAAAGAGCCAACAUGGAGGAUUCAGAUGGGGAGGCUAAAAGGAAAUUGGAGAAAAAAUCAUCUCCUAGUUCCAGUGGGAUUGGUUGUUCCUCAGUUGUGGAACCUCAGGAUGCAGAUUACAACACUCCAUCGCUCAGCGACGAGUUAGAGGUCUUGAUACUGGCUAGGGUGCCUCGAUCUUUAUACGGGAAAUUUUCCACCGUCAACAAACGGUUCUUAUCUUUAAUUAAGAGCGGAGAGAUCUUCAAAAUCAGGGGGGAGAUUGGAUUGAAAGAGCCGUCUGUGUUUAUGUUGGCGAGCGGGGAAACUAGUUGGUGGGCAUUCGAUCCGCAGUCCGAAUCUUGUCGGAAUCUUCCUAUUUUGCCCUCCGACACUUGCUUUGCCGCCGGAGACAAGGAAACAUUUUGUGCAGGUACUCACCUCAUGGUCUCGGGCAAAGAGAUCGAUGGCCUUGUGAUUUGGAGGUAUGAAUUGGCUAAAAAUGAGUGGUUCAAGGGCGACUCCAUGAAGAACCCGAGGUGCUUGUUCGCUUCUGCCACUUGUGGUAACUAUGCUUUUGUAGCCGGUGGGAUCGAUACGGGCAGCAAUAAGGUUCUUAAUUCUGCUGAGAAGUAUGAUCCCGAGACUAAGUCGUGGGAUUGGCUUCCCAUGAUGCAUCAAAAGAGGAAGAUGUGCUCCGGUUGUUACAUGGACAAGAAAUUCUACGUGAUCGGAGGCAAGAAUGAGGAGGAAGAGAGCCUCACGUGCGCAGAAGCUUUCGACGAGAGCCAAAACAAGUGGGAAAUCAUCCCCGACAUGUUGUCAGACAUGCCCAUCUCGACCUUCCAAUCUCCACCCCUCCUUGCCGUUGUGAACGACGAGCUUUACACUCUCGAGACUUCGUCGAACGAGCUGAAGGUGUAUAUCAAGAGCAGCAACUCUUGGAAGAGGCUGGGGCCGGUUCCUAUAAGGGCUGAUUUCAACAAAGGAUGGGGCGUCGCGUUCAAAUCUCUGGGCAGCAAGUUGCUGGUGAUAGGCGCAUCCUCGGCUUCGAACACCGGCCAUGGCAUGACCAUCCUCACUUGCUACCCCGAUCCAGACACUGAGGAACUGCAGUGGACGCCUCUUGAUUGUGGCAAGAACAGUUCCAGUCACUUUAUCUGGAAUUGUUGUGUAAUGAUGGCUUGAACUUGGACCGGCGACUUGCGAUGUGAGCAAUUGAAUAAAGCGCUACAUUAGCAGUCCAUGAAGCUGGUCUAGCUAAACCAUACACACAUAGCUUGUGUUAAGAAGAUGGCUGUUAUAUUCAACUUGCAUUAUGACAGUUGGGUUAAUUUCAUGGCUCAGCUGUAAUCUUUCUUGGGUCAUUCUAUCUCCUAACUUUAUGAUUGUUUUGAGUGCCUGUGUCUUUCUAAAUUAAGGGCAAGUGUUUCUAUCA